This is a messenger RNA of Coccomyxa subellipsoidea C-169, 806 nucleotides long. RefSeq lists its product as hypothetical. NCBI's taxonomy places the organism in Eukaryota, Viridiplantae, Chlorophyta, Trebouxiophyceae, Coccomyxaceae. The coding region runs from base 23 to 403 and encodes 126 amino acids. The transcript is spliced from 2 exons. The record is from RefSeq and is a predicted model, not a curated record. Gene Ontology annotation, cellular component: mitochondrion.
AUUACGGCUUCAUGAGAUCGUGAUGCUUGCGAGACGCGCUCUCGCUUUGUGGCGCCGCAUCGCUGGCACUUCACUUUCUGAGAAUCUGAACAACUGCAAACCCUUUUGUGCACCACAUAGCACCAGCGCUAGCACGCAGGAGAGCUUAGAAGAAAUCCGAGCUCGUAUUUUUGGCAAUCAUAUCGGUAACAAUCUUCGAUCUGGGAGGAAGUUGCUGAGAAAGAGGCUCAUUGGGGAGAAGGUGGCGAGCUACUAUCCUGAGCCCAUCUCGAAAAUCGAUCCCAUGUUCGUUGACAUGGAUCUGGAAAGGAAAAAGAUGAAGUUAGAUAAGCUCAAACGCCGUGGAAAGGCCCCACCGAAGAAGGGACAAGGAAAGCGAGCCACAAAGGCUAAGAAGCGCUGAGGAGUGAGGAGAGUCAGGGAGUUCAAAGCCUUUGCCUCGCAGUAGACAGCCUGCUUAGCUUUCUUCGAAUGGUACUUGUCGAAACACACAAAAUAUAUCACGAUUCAUAGCUAUGAUAUCUUCAAGGCAGAAAGCAAAUCCAGUGCUUCAUUUGCUAGACAGCGGUUGCCAUCAUCAUGAGUCCGCAGGCCAUUGAACCUCUGGGGAUCUGUAGGCUUCCAGUCAAAUGGCUAAUGUGUGGUGAUUGGGCAAGCUGUUCAUGCGAUGCUUGACGAAAUUUCUGUCAGCAUGGGCUUGAUGGCGUUGGACCUCUGCAUCUCGAGACCCUAUCACUGGCAAAGCACAAGUGGCUGCAAACAUUUGAUAAUUGCAGCUGACAGACUGAAUUGUAAUGUUUGGUAAU